Messenger RNA from Ectocarpus siliculosus, 1299 nucleotides. Lineage: Eukaryota; Phaeophyceae; Ectocarpales; Ectocarpaceae. The record is from the annotation of a GenBank genome assembly.
AUGAAGGUGUCUGUCGAAGUGGGUGGACAGAGCAUGGAGAUCCCAUGCGGACAAGGAGGGCAGAAUGUUCGCUGGCUGGCCCUGGCAGCAUCGCAGAGGCUCCAGCUGAUGCAGCCCAAAGGACGUCAAAGGAUGAGGGAAGCGGGGGACGCACGGCGAGGGUUUGCGCUUCCGAAAGCCGUGCUCGUGAAGGGGGGCGGCAGUCUAGACGAUCCGUACUCGACGAUUGGCGACGUGCUGGAAGACGGGGCGGAAGUGGAGGUGGUCUUGAUGGAUGCGGUGGAAGUGGACGAUGUCGGUGCUCCCGUGGCUAGCGAGUGGUUCCUCAAGGCCUUCGGCUCUGGGGAGGCUACGAAGAGAAGGCUUAACGGCAUCCAUGCGCGCGAGGAGCACGAAGCCAAGCUGGCAAGCGACGAGGCCGCAGGGAUCGGUUCGCGCGGCAUCAUGUUGGGCGGUUUCGACGUUACCGUCGACGGGGUCGCCAUUUCGGGGCCCCUGGAAACCCCGGGCGAGAUCCGCGCAGCCACGGAGCACGACUGGCGGUCGGCAGAUAUCGGCGGUCUUGUGAACGACCCGAAGGAAGCUUUGGCUGCCAUGAGGCUCCUGCAGAGUCACCUGCCGGCUCUCAACCAAGUGCACGCGUCACUCAGCGGAGGGAGGAUGCCCGGGGGAUCGUCUCCAGCGAUGUCGUUGCAAGACUUCGCACACGGCUUGCACCGGUACGGCAUCAUGCCGUACGUCCGCGAUGCACAGGCGGGGGAGGCAAAGGGUGACGAGAGCAGGGAUCCCCCGGACCCCGUGAGGGCAGUAUUCCGCGACGCCAAGAGGGGACAUUGGCCCGGGGACGUCACGGUACUUUCUAGGGCGCAGUUCCUGGCUGCUUUGGUGCUGAUCGCACGCGGAAAAGGGGGCGGGACGGUGGAGUCCAUGAGGGAGAUCGUGGAAGAGGUCCUGCUUCCUACGCACACAUUGACCAUGAGCGAUGAGGUCGGCGUGGAAAUCACUAGGCCGGAGGUGCAGCGAUAUAUUUCCGACAACCGACGCCUGCUGCACUCGGUGUACUUGCUCUACGCCGAGGCUUCCGAGGGCGGAGCUCUCAUCACCUUAGGCCACUUUAGAGAGCUAAUGGAUGACUGCGGUGUGAUGUCCGCCAUGACAGCUACCACCAGCGGCAGGGCCAAGUUCGACUUCCAGGCGGAGACUUGCUUUCUCGAGGUGCAAGGCAAGCCCCCUCUCCCGUCCUUGGUCUUCACCGAGUGCAUCGAGGCGGCAUGCAGGUUUGACGCCCAAGACUGGUAG